Molecule: messenger RNA, 4072 nt
Organism: Etheostoma cragini (Arkansas darter)
Lineage: Eukaryota; Metazoa; Chordata; Actinopteri; Perciformes; Percidae
Gene: cdk5r1b
Product: cyclin-dependent kinase 5, regulatory subunit 1b (p35)
Exons: 2
Coding region: 536-1444 (302 amino acids)
Biological process (GO): activation of protein kinase activity; brain development; positive regulation of cyclin-dependent protein serine/threonine kinase activity
Cellular component (GO): protein kinase 5 complex; cytoplasm
Molecular function (GO): cyclin-dependent protein serine/threonine kinase activator activity; protein kinase binding
Source: RefSeq, a predicted model, not a curated record
GCACACAGCCGGUGACAUAACGCAACAUCAGCCCUCGCAGCAUCCGCAUCUCGCAGCCAGGAGGACCAGGAGCACAUCUUCAUCUAAGCAUCCAUUCCACAACUGCCUACCAUCGUCUGAGCACCGCCGACACCAGGCGUGUUUAUCCAACGCUUCUUUUGUUUUGUUUUUUUCCCCCUCGGCUCGGAUUAUUUUACUUUGUUGCAUUUACAUUCUCGGAGAUGGUUUUAUGUUUUUAUCGCGUCUUGUAAGGAAAACCAGGCUCGAGACGCAUCAUCGUUACAGCGCAAUUCUAUCCUCACUAAGCUGGAGAUCAGCAGCGGCCAUCAGGAGACGCAGACAGAGAGCUGGGAGACGAGAGAGACGGUGUGAAGGAUCCUUUUUCUCCCAGGCCUUAGAUGCCCAGCGGCAGUCUGUAGCCCGGGACUCCAAGCUCUCAGAAGCAUAGAGGCUUUGAGACCCUCAGGAUCUCCCCUGGCAGACCCUCUUCUGACCCAGCGCGGCUAAAGCCCCUGGACGCCUUCCGACAGUCACCAUGGGAACCGUGCUGUCCUUGUCGCCUAGCUACCGAAAGGCAGCUCUCUUUGAGGAUGGGCCGGCCACUGUGGGCCACUACACAGCUGUCCAGAACAGCAAGAACGCCAAAGACAAGAACCUGAAGCGCCACUCGCUCAUCAACGUGCUCCCGUGGAAGCGGAUUGUAGCGGUGUCCGCCAAGAAGAAAGGCUCCAAGAAGGUGCAGCCCAAUGGCACCUACCAAAACAAUGUCACCCAGCUCAACAAUGAAAACCUGAAGAAGUCACAGUCAUGCGCCAACCUGUCCACCUUCGCCCAGGAUCAGAGCACUCCUGCUCUCACCAAGACCUCCAACAACACAGUAUCGUCUAUUAAGAAAGCCCCUCUGACCAACUCCAAUGUGGCCCCAGGGACCCCUAAGAGAGUGAUUGUCCAGGCCUCCACCAGUGAGCUUCUGCGCUGCCUCGGGGAGUUUCUGUGCCGGCGUUGCUACCGGCUGAAACACCUGUCACCCACUGAUCCAGUGCUGUGGCUGCGUAGCGUGGACCGCUCCCUGCUGCUCCAGGGCUGGCAGGACCAGGGAUUCAUCACCCCCGCAAACGUGGUCUUUGUCUACAUGCUUUGCCGUGACGUGGUCUCCUCCGAGGUGGCCACGGAGCACGAGCUGCAGGCCGUGCUGCUCACCUGCCUCUACCUGUCUUACUCCUACAUGGGCAACGAGAUCUCCUACCCGCUCAAGCCCUUCUUAGUGGAGAGCUCCAAGGAGACCUUCUGGGACCGCUGCCUGUCCAUCAUCAACCUCAUGAGCGCAAAGAUGCUCCAGAUCAACUCUGACCCACACUACUUCACUCAGGUGUUUGCAGACCUGAAGAACGAGAGCCAGAAGGAGGAGGAGAGGAGCCGCCUGCUCAUCGGCCUGGACCGGUGAGGGGAUGCUGGGGGGGGAGGGGGAGCAGAGGGUUCAGGGGAGAAGGGGCAUACUCCAGUCUGGCAUUUGGACAAGUUUGAAAGAUUAUUUGUGAUGCUAUUUAUUCAUCAUUGUCCAAACUCAAGUGUGACGAGGCCUAUUAGGAAGUAUUUGGCAUUCAUCACAACUUUGUAUCUAGUAAGACGGAGGGUGGGGGGGGCUCAGUGAUUUAGAUGGAUUUGGACGUUUGCAUUGAGGGAUAACAUUUGCAAUGGUCACCUAAAAAUAAGGCAUACGGUCUCAUAGGCCAGAAGAUUGUAAUGAUCAAGGCCAAGUUCUAUUUUUAAACGACAAAGGAUGGAUUUUCUUUCAAACUGAGAAUGAAAUCUUUUUUUUUGACAACGAUAUAUAAACAACGAAAUGCCAGAUUAGGGUAAAUCCUUUGCUAACUUACAGAUAUAUAUAUAUCUAUAUGAAAUACUGAAAAUCUUAAAAAAACAUUUCAGACAAAAAGACAAAAAACAUUAGAAAAGAAAGCGUACAUCUACAGCAGUGAAUGUGGGGAGGACGGAGACCUUCUGACGGUUUGACCAUGUGAUGUGCACUGCCUACUGCAGGAGGGCGAGGGCCAUCGCCUGACUGGCUUUCACCACGCAUCACGGAUGAACAGGCACAUCUGGCUGCAAACGGGAUCUUUGGAAGGCCAACACCACGUCCCGUCCAUUUAUACGGAUACCACUGGAAUUCUUUUGCUGUAAUGCAUAUCUGAUUAAAAAAAACAGCAGGGGCCAUCAAUACUGGAUCCAUAUUUUUGUGGGUUUCUGUUUGUGAUAACAGGACUCAUACUGUAUACUGUAUUUCCAUGGACAAUAAGCAAACACUGCAUUGUGGGACUUUUGAUAAGGAGGACAACAGCCAGAGGACAUAUGAUGAGAAAGACCUACUUUAUUUUCAUCUAGAAAAAAAAAUAAAACAAGUUAAUGGAUGUUUUACUCCCCAGAGGCUUACACCUAUGGAGGCUUAUUUAUUGCUUUUCUGGAACAGGUUUUCUUUGUUUUUUUUGUUUUUGUUUUGUUUUUUUUACUUAGAAACGUAAUGUUUUGCACGUGUGCCAUGCAAUUUUACAGAGUUUCCGGGAGGGAAGGAACAAUUAUUACUUUUCUUCUUUUUACUUGAUUUGUAAACCGACUGCAUCUGCAUUAGAGAAUGCUGUGAACAAAGUGACAGUAGUUUAUUUAGCUCUGCUUGCUAAAAUAGGCUAUUUGUUUACCAGGGAAAUUCUUUUUGUACUUUUGUCGAUUUUGGAAUGAUGUUUGAUUUCGUGCUAGUGACUCAGCAUAGAAAAUGUUUAAAAAAAACAAAAAAAACAGUGCCAUAUCUUCAAUGAAAAUCUCCCAGGUCUGAGAACACUCUGAAAUGUUGUACUGUUUGUCCAGCUGUUGAAUGAUGGGAUGGAAUUUCAUCUACUACUAACUACUUACUGACACCUAAUUUAUUGCCAUUCAUGUAUUUAUUUAGGCACAUUUAAUGUGAAUGAAAUACCGGGAUGAGAGACUUUGAGAAGGGAAUGGUGGGAGAGGGGGGGGUUUGUGCAAGUAUGGCAGGUGUUGUCAUCUUUGGUGGGAAUGAAGAUUGAUCUGGUUUAUGCAAAUGAUUGUUGCUGGAAUUUAUUCAUGAAUACCUAAUUAAACAAACCAAUGUCAAAUCUGACCCGUCACCAAAGGGACAUCACCAAGGACACCUUGACCGGACAACCAAUCGUUGAACUUCAACUAAAGAUAAAGAAAAAGCCCUUAAAAACAUAUUUUUGUCCCACGCUGCUGGCCUGCAUGAAGAGCUAACCCAACCGGCUGUCCCACAUAUCUCUCACACACACACACACACACACACACACACACACACACACACACACACACACACACACACACACACACACACACACACACACACACACACCUAGAUGAUUUCAAUGACACUCUUUCUGCAUCACUGCAGAAAAGCUCAUCUUACCUUCAGGAUAAUCCAUCAGCAUCACCUCGGUGUUAACCAACUGUGAGGUGACAUCACGUGUGUGGGUGCUGUAGGAGAUGAGGCGACCUCCACAGGAUUAAUCACAUUUUCAAUCAUAGACACCACCGGAAUUAAAGGAUGUGCUGCAGUGUGCAACGGCAACGACAUUGACAACCAAAACAGGAAGCAUGCAGAACAAUUGUAUUGUUAUGUUACACAGGUUACACAUAGUUUUUUAUCUUCACAAUGACUCCAAUCACUGGAUAAACUACAGUAUUUUCAUCCAGAAAUGUAUGAGAAAUGUGUGUUUUUAUUGGUUUUCACAUCUUAUCUAAAUAUAGACAUUUAGUGUGCACUCUUUUUUCCAUAGCAGUGGUCUGAAAAUCUGUCUAAAAGGCAUAAUCUAGUAGUGCCAACAAAAGGCUUCUGCCAUGUUUUGAAGUUGUUCCCAGAGAAUGGAAGGCUUCUCCGCUGCUGUGUUAGUGGGAAUCAGAGAAAACGGUGGUCACAGCCGGCUGUGGGAUUGUGGCUGCCGUGUGGAGUUAGAUCAGUGAGAGAAAGUUCAUUAAGAGUGUUUGUACUGGCACAACAUGGGGACACGCACUUUGGAUGGGCUUCUGCUCUGGCAAAGAAAAAAAA